AUGUCUUCAGGACGGCUGGAUAGCUAUAUAACUAGUUCCAUAGCGCUUUUGGAGGCGAACCCAUCGUCCACGGUGGUUAGCAUCAAGUAUGAGAGUGGUGCCAAAGCUGGGAAAGUAAGCUUCCGCACGAGCAAUCCACAGCUGCUGGCGCGAUACAAAUUCAGCACAUCGAAAUCUAAGGACGUUUCGAGACUUCUGAGUGCUGUUGGGCCGCGAGGUGUCUCGAUCACGCCCGGGAAAGUGGCCAAACGUCGUUGUCGGGCCGCUCCAGUGAUCGAUGUGAAUGGUAUGAGCACACUUCUGGCCAAUCGGGACAUUCCGGAGGCCCGUGAGGAGGCGCCACAGCCCAAGGCGGCGGGCAAGAAGAAGAAGAACAAGAACAAGAAACGCUAG
Messenger RNA from Lachancea nothofagi CBS 11611, 393 nucleotides. The record is from the annotation of a GenBank genome assembly. NCBI's taxonomy places the organism in Eukaryota, Fungi, Ascomycota, Saccharomycetes, Saccharomycetales, Saccharomycetaceae.